GUGUCCCAGGCAGAGAAAGUAAAAGGAUGCGUUUGAGAUAUUGAAAAAGCCAGAAAUGUCUCCGUCUAGAAUUGAAAUAUCUAGCUAGUAAGGCUGACUGCAAAGGAGUUUCUACCCCGAAGUGAUCUGGCGAAGAGAACUGUGAGAGCAAAUUUGCACUAAUGCAACGAAGCUUGAGCUCUAUAAGGCGGUAGAGGGAAGUGAAGGGGUGGAGCUUUUAUGAGCUUUCUGGAACACUAACUGAAGGAACCAGAGUAACAGGUCUGAUUAGGGAACACCAGAUGCCUAUGGCAUGAUGCCUGGAAAGAGACAGCUUGGAGUGAGGAGUUAGACAGAGGAGAGGACAGGAGCGGAGAGGAGUGACCAGAACCCUACACUCUACCCUACCCCUACCGGCUGCUGCAGUGUGGCUGUGCAUUGCGGUGCCACUCUCAAACCCCACUGUGAUAUUCCUCAGCCAGGCAGGAACCAUGCCGGCCCUGGCCACCGGAUCUGGAAAUGACUCAGAUCUGUAUGAGCUGCUGUCUGCCCUGCCCUCCCAGCUCCAGCCCCAUGUUGACAGCCCGGACGACAGCACCUUUAUACACGACAUGUUCGGAGAGAGGAGCCUCCACUCGCUGGUCAAGAUCCACGAGAGGCUGCAGCACUAUGAGCAUCGCAGUCCUGCCCCCGUCCUGGACAGCGCAGGGUCCCUAGCCACUGACCUGUCUGAGGAACUGCAGGUUAAAGGUGGCAGUGGAGGAAUCAGAGAGCUGCUAAAACUACUGGCUAAACCCCACAUCAAGAGUCUUCUGUCCGUCCAUGACACGGUAGCCCAGAAGAGUUUUGACCCCGAUCUGCCUCCGUUGCCCGAUGACAUCGAUGAUGACGAGGAGUCAGUGAAGAUCAUACGACUGGUCAAGAACAAGGAGCCUCUCGGAGCCACAAUAAAGUGUGAUGAGCACACAGGAGCCAUCCUUGUUGCCAGGAUCAUGAGAGGUGGCGCUGCAGACAGAAGUGGUCUGAUCCGUGUAGGCGACGAGCUGAGGGAAGUGAACGGGAUUCCUGUGGAUGACAAGAAGCCUGAUGAAAUCCUCCGCAUUCUGGCCCAGUCUCAAGGGGCCAUUACGUUUAAAAUAAUACCAGGUAUCAAAGAGGAGGCGCCGAGCAAGGAGCCCAAGAUGUUUGUGAAGACACUGUUUGACUACGAACCAGCGGAGGACAAAGUCAUCCCGUGUAAGGAGGCGGGUCUGGCCUUCAAGAGGGGAGAUAUCCUUCAGAUCAUGAGCCAGGAUGAUGCAACCUGGUGGCAGGCCAAACAAGACAGCCAUGCCAACCCCCGCGCCGGCCUCAUACCCUCCAAAGAGUUCCAGGAGAGAAGAUUUGCACUGCGUCAGCCCGCCACCCAUGUUUUUCAGGCCCAGAAGAUCUCCAACAGAAGAUCAUCUGGUUUUCGCCGGAGCUUCCGCCUCAGCAGGCAAGACAAGAAGACCAACAAAUCCAUGUAUGAGUGUAAGAAGAGUGAGCAGUACGACAUGGCUGACGUGCCCACCUACGAGGAGGUGACUCCACACCGCAGGCAGAGUGGGGCCAAGCACAGGCUUGUGGUCCUCGUCGGUCCCACGGGGGUAGGUCUAAAUGAGCUGAAGAGGAAGCUGCUGAUCUCUGACCCCCGACACUUCAGCGUUACCGUGCCACACACCAGCCGGCCGAAGAGGAACCAGGAGAUUGACGGGGUGGAGUAUCACUUCAUCUCCAAAAAUAUAUUUGAGACAGACAUCCAAAACAACAAAUUCGUAGAGCAUGGUGAGUAUAACGGGAACUACUAUGGGACCAGUCUGGACUCUGUGCAUUCUGUCCUGUCCAAGAACAAGGUGUGCCUGCUGGACGUUCAGCCUCAUAUGAUAAAGCACUUGAGGACGGCAGAGUUUAAACCCUACGUGGUGUUUGUGAAGCCGCCGCCCAUCGAGCGCCUGCGGGAGACCAGAAGGAACGCUAAGGUCAUCUCAGGCAAGGACGACAAGGGAUCCGCCACGCCAUUCUCGGAGGAGGACUUCCUGGAAAUGGUGAGCACCGGCCAGCAGAUGGAGAGCCAAUACGGCCACUUGUUUGAGAAGGUGAUCGUCAACGACGACCUGACAGCAGCAUUCAGUGAACUGAAUGGGGCUCUGAAGAAGAUGGAGACAGACACUCACUGGAUACCCAUCAGAUGGACUCACUCCUGAGAACCACGGAGAGAGAGAGACUUUUUGAGAAAGAAUAUUAAAAAGGGAAGGACAUUUUAACAAAGUUGUUAGUAUAUUUAUAUAUUUUACCCUUAUUUCUGCCAUGUGUGUGGUGGGCGUUGUUGGAUAGCAGUGAACUGACUUUAUAUAUUGCACUACCCACAGGGCUCUGGUCAAGGUACUAUGUAGGAAAUAUGGUGCCAUUUUGGGACGAAGCCUGUAUCUCUCUCUGGGUCUUCCACUGGGCCCUGACCAGCUCAGUCAACAGUCAAUGCACUGGACAUCUUGAGGGUGGGGCUGGUCUGAUCUGGUUUUAGACCGCUGCUCUGUCUUCAGAUCACUUUCACUGUGACUGCCAAUCAGUGCUGUGCCAGUACGUACUGUGACUUACUGCUCCUUCCUUAGUGUGUUUUUAACAUUAGUUUAUAGAAAACAAAGGGAUUUGUAUUUUUCUGUUUCUGGAUUGACAGUGGGCGGUGUUUACAUGUACAUUUCUGUAUGUUACUGCAAAGCCUCAAGAAGAGAAUAAUGGGGAAAGAGAUACAAAUAAACAUUUUGCCUUCAAGUCUUAAACUCCGCUUCGUUCCAAAAGUUCACCCUUUUCUCUAUGUAGUGCACUACUUUUGACCAAGGCCCAUAGCAAUCUGGUCAAAAAUAGUCCACUAUAUAGGGGUAGGGUGCCAUUUCUGAUGCACCUUCAAACUCCGAUAAACUAUGCCCUUGCCAUUUUUAACGCUUCCAUAGACGGUUAUGCCAAGAUAGUACACUCAUCGAAGGGCAACAACAGGUGUCAUUUUAUUUAAGAGAAAUGAAUAUAUUUUCAUAUUUUUCUGCUAUUUUACAUACCUUUUAUAUAUGACAUAUUUCUAACAUAUUUUAUAAAGAAGCACCAUGAUACUGUCACUGUAUAACCUGAGGUGAUUCCUGACGUUACUUUGAUGUUGGAAGCCUUCAGACAGUGUCUUGUCGUUGUACCUCCAGUUCCCGUGCCCUACUUACACAGUGUGCGUUCUAAACGCCACCCUAUAUAGGGAUUUAGGACAACGCCUAGGUGUUUUAAACUUUUUUAUUUAGGAGCUAUUUAAAAAAAGAUAUUUAAACCCUACUUUGAAUACUUUACUCAUGACGGUGACCAGGCAGCAAAACAAUUUGCCAAUUAAACUACCAGACAUUGGCUUGUCAUUUGUAAGUAAAAUGUUCUCAAUCUAGUAUAAUUAGGGUGGAGUGGAGUUAGCCUUAAUUUAUUCUCAUAAAACAGGCCUAAAACAAGGAACCUUACAGAGGGCUCCAUAGCGCUAAUAGAUUUACAACAGGCCGAAGAAAAAAAAGUAGCUGCUUCUAACUUAACAAGGUUCAGGUUAUAUAGAGAAAGGUUAGAGUUGCUAGUCCUCCACACCUCUCUUUCAAUUUC
Molecule: messenger RNA, 3615 nt
Organism: Oncorhynchus kisutch (coho salmon)
Lineage: Eukaryota; Metazoa; Chordata; Actinopteri; Salmoniformes; Salmonidae
Product: MAGUK p55 subfamily member 7
Exons: 18
Coding region: 471-2204 (577 amino acids)
Molecular function (GO): protein binding
Source: RefSeq, a predicted model, not a curated record